This is a messenger RNA of Echinococcus granulosus, 150 nucleotides long. RefSeq lists its product as hypothetical. The record is from RefSeq and is a predicted model, not a curated record. NCBI's taxonomy places the organism in Eukaryota, Metazoa, Platyhelminthes, Cestoda, Cyclophyllidea, Taeniidae. The transcript has a single exon. The coding region runs from base 1 to 150 and encodes 49 amino acids.
AUGUGGAUAUUGAAAACCUUUGUGUGGAAGCAUGAUGGCACCUAUUCUAUCUACAAGUCACAGUGCUGCGAACUCCUCUGGGGGAUUAUCACACGCAUCUCUCUUUCACGCAUUGUCUUCUUCCAUAUUCAUUUCAGUCAGUUCUGCUGA